Eutrema salsugineum is the source of this 1977-nucleotide messenger RNA. RefSeq names its product eukaryotic translation initiation factor 2D. Bases 50 to 1861 code for a protein of 603 amino acids. The record is from RefSeq and is a predicted model, not a curated record. NCBI's taxonomy places the organism in Eukaryota, Viridiplantae, Streptophyta, Magnoliopsida, Brassicales, Brassicaceae. Gene Ontology annotation, molecular function: translation initiation factor activity. The transcript has 8 exons. Gene Ontology annotation, biological process: formation of translation preinitiation complex; translational initiation.
CUUUGGUUUUGGGUCCCCAAGGUGCUAAAUCGACACUCAGGCGAACAGAAUGUUCAAGAAGGCGGUUGAAGCCAAGUCUCAUCAGCGUCUCUCCGGCGCCGACCGGAAGAAACUCCGGCGUACCGUCCUAAAUAGGUUUUCCCUCCUCACCGAUGAGCUUCUCGACGCCAUCCUUCCUCCCAAGGUCGAGAUAACUGUUUCCAAGUUUCAGAAUCGGGUUCUUGUCUAUAGUAUUGAAGGUGGAUGUCCCAUGUUUUUCGAUAUUGAUGGAAGAGGGAAUGAGAUAUUCCCCACAGUUUUUGCUCUCUGGGAGGCUCCUGAAAUGUUACCUUCCUAUAUGUUGAAAGGAGGUGAGGUUUCACGGUAUGUCAUAGGCGGUGCAGAUUUGAUGUUCCCAGGUAUUUGGAUCCCUGCCGAAGGCUUUCCUUCUUUCUCAGCUGGAGAAAUUUGGGCUGUAAAAGUUCCUGGAAAUCUUGCACCUAUAGCUGUUGGGUUUACCACAAUGAGUAGUGCAGAAGCCAUUAAAGCAGGUUUGCGUGGGAAGGCUUUACGGAUAACUCAUUAUUACCGUGACUUCCUCUGGGAAUCAGCUGAGGGGCACUAUGUUCCAAAUGCUGGUUUCAUGGAGGAUGUUGUCAUGGAGGACCCAUCAUACCUUGCUUCUGGUUCGGGUGAAGAGAUUUCAGACGCUUCAGCUGGUCCUCAGACAAGCACAGGAAAUGAAGAAGAUGAAUCUGGUGAUGUUAGUGAUCUCGGGCCUUCCACCUCAGUUACGGAUGCUAAGAAUGGUUCUGAAGAACAUAUGGUUGGGAGCAUGAAUGAGCUGAACUUAGGAGAUGACGUUUCUGCUAAUGAAGCAAAUACCGAGAAGCAGAAUACUCUCUCUCCUGAGGAGGUAGAUGCUCUUCUUGACCAAUGCCUUUUGCAAGCAUUGCAUACAACACUAAAGGAGAAGGACCUUCCCAUCCCAGGAAGCACUCUAUGGGCAAAUCAUGUAUUACCUUGUAGGCCUUCUGGGCUCACGCUUGACAUUAAGAAGUCUUCCCAUAAAAAGCUGUCAAAGUGGCUGCAAUCUAAAGCGUCUGGAGGAAUGAUCUCUGUGAAAGAAGACAAGCAUAAGAAGGAGAUUGUGUUGAUUUCGGUGAACCGUAGGCACCCAGAGUACUCAUCCUUCAAGCCGGAGAAAAAGAAAGCGGAGAUCUCCGAGUCUUCUGGAGACCGCUCCACAGCACAAGCUCAGUCAGAGAAAAUGCUUGAAAUCAUAGAGGUUUAUAAACCAAGCAUACACAACAGUGCAGUAUUUGCAUCAGUUGGGGAAGACAAAGGAAAGCUAUACACAGCUUCAGAAGCCUCUGAUGUUGUGUUCAAAUACAUCGAGAAGGAAAAUCUGGUAAAGCCAACAAACAAGUCAAUGGUGGUGUUGGAUCCGAUAUUGUGUGAUGCACUGUUCAAAGGAGCUAUCAAAAAAGGAUCAGCAUACCCGUCAGAGGUUCACAAAAAAGAUGUUGGAUCGACGUUUAUAGGGAGGAUGCAGCCUAAUCACGUAGUCAUGAGAGGUGGUGAACCCGUGGUUCGUAAAGGAGCUAUAAAGCCGGUUCAGAUAAUGACGGAACGAAGACAAGGUAACAAAAAAGUGACCAAGGUCUCUGGGAUAGAGACAUUCUUGAUAGACCCAGACGCGUUUGGAUCAGAACUGCAGAAGAAGUUUGCUUGCAGCACUUCAGUUGGAGAACUUCCAGGUAAGAAAGGGCACGAGGUUCUGAUUCAGGGAGGUGUGAUUGACGAUGUUGCGAGAUAUAUGGUGGAACACUAUGGAGUUCCGAAGAGAUUCAUUGAAGUUCUUGAUAAGACUAGGAGAUGAUUUCGUUAGCUACCUCUUUUGUUUUAUUCAUUGUGUUCUAAACUUCUAAAUUUAUUUUCUGUUUGCUUACUCUAGAGUUAUGGAAGAAAUGAGGAUAAAGGUUUUUUACUUCAUCA